GCAAAAAGGCAAGAGGCCCGCCUGGCGACGGCCAUCCUCUCUCUCCAGCAGCAGGGAUCCCGUGCUCGGAAAGUCCGUUCCCCUGUAAAACAAGGCGUGAGACGGGCGGGCGAGAACCGCCGUUCCAAGUUCGUAAAGAGCGUCUCUCUGAAACGGCAAGCCCUGUACGGGAAGAAUCGUGUGCAAGAAGCGAGAGAGAGUGGAGAAAGGAAGGUGGAAGGGACCGACGAAUGA
Messenger RNA from Nannochloropsis gaditana CCMP526, 234 nucleotides. RefSeq lists its product as uncharacterized. The transcript has 2 exons. The record is from RefSeq and is a predicted model, not a curated record. The annotation marks the transcript as partial.